AUGAGCAACGCAAGAAAAGCAAGCUUAUAAAAGUGUGUAUACAUCAACGAUGAGACUCCUCAUCGUGACCCGUCUACUAUAUUUCACUCACCAUUUAACUAAGGUUCUAAGAACAAUACGUAUAACAACCCUUCUUAUAUGAGUUCAGAGGUCUUCUACCCUCAUUAAUAAACCAACCUUACCAAUGUGAACUAUUCAAGGACUCCAAAGAGAAGCUUAGUUUAAGACAACAAUGGAGAUCUAUUCAGCAGUAGUAAGUCCCCAUUAAGACCGUAAGGUGUUUCAGGUAAUAAGAAUUAGUAAAAGUACAGCUAUAUGAAUGAUUACUAAAAGUUUCUUGAGAAACAAGAUCAAUAAUCAGAUACUAAGUCUCAAAUAAGUAUCAGCAAUAAUAAUAAGAUUUAAAAUAAUCCUACAAGCUUUUAAGGAAAUAAAACCUACCACUUUGGUAAUAAAUCAAUAUCAUCUACUGCUGAUAUUUAAGCACCUCAAUAGAGCUCAUCAAAGACACCAAAAAAUGCAAAGAAUAUCCAACAAUAGUUAAAUAGUAUCGUUGCUUAAGACACAACUGCUACUUCAUAGAAGCUAAGAAGUCACUCCUAAUUUGAUUUCGGAGAUGUAAAAAAAAGAAUUGAAUUAGAAAGUUAUUAACCUUAAGCCCGUUAAGAAUACAUUUCAAAUGACAGUAAGAGUGUUAAUAGUUAGCAUUCACAUAAUCCUUCCUCACUGAUUAAAUUAGAGCAAGUAAAAAAUAACCAAAAAAGAGUAUCAGAUUCUUAGAAAGUGGUAAACUAAAACCAGCCAGUUACUUAAAAUGGACGCACUCCUAGCUAAGUUUCUCAAAGUAACUAAUCUUAUACCCCUAAAAGCCAUAGCAGAAAUGGAUCUCAAAUAUUUUAAUUUAGCAAUUAAAAAAGUUAUUAAGAUCCUAGUUACUAAAAUAAUCAUCAAAAAUAAAUCCAAAGCAAUCAACAAUAGUAGACAAGUAAAAAUAAUACUAUUAAUCCUACAUAGAAAUUGUAGAGUAGCCCAUAAACUACUCAUCAGCAUCACUAUAAUUAAUUUACUAAGAGUCCAACUCCAAAGAAUUUUAAUAAAACAGAGAAUUUUGGUGCUUAAAAUGGCUCUGAGGGAUUUUAGCCUAACUAAACUGUACCAAGAAAUGCCUCAGCUACUCAAAAGAGAACAGUAGAUCUAACUUCAAAUUAAUCAACAAAAGGAAGCAAUUCUAAUCAUGUAAGUUAAAUUUAAAGCAAUAAAAACGAUAGACAACCAAACUAUUAAGAUGAUGCCAAAAGUGUAACCAGUACCUCUUCAUUUGUUAGUUAGUUAGUAUGCAAUAAUUGCGUUAAUAAAGACUUGAUAGUAGACAAGCAGUUAAGAUAGUAAUAAGAGAAGGAAAGAUUAGCACAGUUAGAAAAGCAAGCAAUAGAAAAUGAAUAGAACUAGCAUUUCAACAGUUAUGUUUGGUAGUAAGAGUAGAUUAAAAAUGCCAAAAAUUAAUAUAACUAAGAAAUAAAGGAACAUUUAUUGUAUAAAAAUAACUUAAAGCAUUAAGAAUAAGAAAGAGAGAAGUAGCAAAGACAGCAAGAAUAAAUUCAAUUUUAGGAAGAACAAGAUAGAGUUUAUAGGUAAAAGCUCGAAGAUCUCAAGAAUUAUAGAGAAUAAUACAAAAAAGAAAUUGAUAUGCAAAUUUAGCAAAAGCAUGAAAGGAAAGAAAGAGAAAAAUAAGCUGAUAAGUCUUAUUUAGAAUAUUUUGCUGCUUAAAGAGAAUAAGAUUUGCACGAUUACAUGAACUCAGUUGCUUAAAAGCAACACCAAACAAAUAAAAUAAAAGAAGAAUUAAAUAAUUAGUUAGAAAUAAAGAAAAGAUAACAAGAAAACCAAGCAAUAGAAGAAGCUAAAUAUAAACAAUAACUUGAAUAGCAGCUUGCUAUUGAUAUGAAAAUAAGAGAAAAGUAAAUUUAAGACAGAGCAGAAGAAUUAAGGUCGUUCAAAGAAGCUUGGGACAUUUAGCAGCAACAUAAAUAGCAAUAAAAGGUUUUUGCUUAGAAGGAAAACGAGAAAAUUAAGUAAUUCUAAGAGGCUAUUAUGGAAUAAGAUAAAAGUCUUUAUGAAUAAAAUGUUUAGAGAAACGAAUAUAUCAAAUAAAAGUAAGCAGAGCAAUUGUAAACUCAGAUUGAAAUGAAGAAGCAACAACUAAGAAAAGAGUUAGAAGAAAAGUUACAGUAUGGAAAAAUGCUUAAAGAAUAGUAAGAAAGAGAUUUAGCUAAUGCAAGACAAAAUUUCCAUGACUGUGAUAGAUGUCACAAUUCUUACCCAGUUUCUCAUCUAACAAAGCAGAAGUAACUCAAGUCAAAGCCAAAGUUUAAAUUUUGA
Messenger RNA from Tetrahymena thermophila SB210, 2379 nucleotides. RefSeq lists its product as hypothetical. The transcript is spliced from 4 exons. NCBI's taxonomy places the organism in Eukaryota, Ciliophora, Oligohymenophorea, Hymenostomatida, Tetrahymenidae. The record is from RefSeq and is a predicted model, not a curated record.